CUUUCUGGUUUCCUCCGAGGGUGUGCUCCGAGUAGAGAAAGACUCCGGCAACCGGCGCCUCACCCCCGCUUCUCCCUCAGAUUUCUGAGAUGUCUGCAAUUCCUGCUGAGGAGAGUGACCAGCUGCUGAUCCGACCCCUGCACUUAAUACAGAGCCUUACAAUGUAGAAGCUGCUUAAUGUUGGAUGACUGAGUGAAUCAUAAGCUAGAAUGGUGGAAAAGGAAUCAAAUAAGUGGAGCAGGACAAGAAGUAGGAAGAUCAUGUAUUAUUCUGGAGUUCAAAGGAAGAAAAAUAAUGUUGGACUGUGGGAUCCACCCUGGCCUAGAAGGAAUGGAUGCCCUUCCUUAUAUUGAUUUAAUUGACCCAGCUGAGAUUGAUCUGCUAUUAAUUAGUCAUUUCCAUUUGGAUCACUGUGGAGCUUUGCCUUGGUUUCUACAGAAGACAAGUUUCAAAGGAAGAACAUUUAUGACUCAUGCCACAAAAGCUAUUUAUAGAUGGCUUCUUUCAGAUUAUGUAAAAGUUAGUAAUAUAUCAGCGGACGACAUGCUGUAUACUGAAACAGAUUUGGAAGAGAGCAUGGACAAAAUUGAAACUAUCAACUUUCAUGAAGUUAAGGAAGUCGCAGGGAUCAAGUUUUGGUGUUACCACGCAGGCCAUGUUCUAGGAGCUGCCAUGUUCAUGAUCGAGAUUGCGGGCGUCAAGCUUUUGUACACAGGUGAUUUCUCAAGACAAGAAGAUAGACACUUAAUGGCAGCUGAAAUUCCUAAUAUUAAACCUGAUAUUCUUAUCAUUGAAUCUACUUACGGCACCCAUAUCCAUGAGAAGCGUGAAGAGCGAGAAGCGAGAUUCUGUAACACUGUUCAUGAUAUUGUGAAUAGAGGGGGCAGAGGCCUCAUUCCUGUCUUUGCCCUUGGAAGGGCUCAGGAGCUGCUCUUGAUUUUAGAUGAAUACUGGCAGAAUCAUCCAGAACUUCAUGACAUUCCAAUAUACUAUGCAUCUUCCUUGGCCAAGAAGUGUAUGGCGGUGUACCAGACUUACGUAAAUGCCAUGAACGAUAAAAUCCGCAAACAGAUCAACAUCAAUAAUCCCUUUGUUUUCAAACACAUUAGUAACCUCAAGAGCAUGGAUCACUUUGAUGACAUUGGUCCCAGUGUUGUAAUGGCUUCCCCAGGGAUGAUGCAAAGUGGGUUAUCCAGAGAGCUGUUUGAAAGCUGGUGUACUGAUAAAAGGAACGGAGUCAUUAUAGCAGGAUACUGUGUAGAGGGGACCCUUGCCAAGCAUAUCAUGUCUGAACCUGAAGAAAUCACUACCAUGUCUGGACAGAAGUUACCACUGAAAAUGUCUGUUGAUUACAUUUCUUUCUCUGCUCACACAGAUUACCAGCAAACCAGUGAAUUUAUUCGUGCUUUGAAACCUCCUCAUGUGAUUUUAGUACAUGGAGAACAGAACGAGAUGGCCAGAUUGAAAGCAGCCCUGAUUCGAGAAUACGAAGAUAAUGAUGAAGUUCACAUAGAGGUUCAUAAUCCUCGGAAUACAGAAGCAGUGACCUUAAACUUCAGAGGAGAAAAAUUAGCUAAGGUCAUGGGCUUUUUAGCAGACAAAAAACCAGAACAAGGCCAACGGGUCUCAGGAAUACUUGUUAAAAGAAACUUUAAUUAUCACAUUCUUUCUCCUUGUGACCUCUCCAAUUAUACUGACUUGGCCAUGAGCACUGUAAAACAGACUCAAGCUAUCCCAUAUACUGGUCCUUUUAAUUUGCUGUAUUACCAACUACAGAAAUUGACAGGUGAUGUAGAAGAAUUAGAAAUUCAAGAAAAACCUGCUCUGAAAGUAUUCAAAAAUAUUACUGUAAUACAGGAACCAGGAAUGGUGGUAUUAGAAUGGUUAGCAAAUCCUUCCAAUGAUAUGUAUGCAGAUACAGUAACAACCGUGAUAUUAGAAGUUCAGUCAAACCCGAAAAUAAGGAAAGGUGCUGUACAUAAGGUUUCUAAGAAAUUAGAAAUGCAUGUUUAUAGCAAGAGGUUGGAGAUCAUGCUCCAGGACAUAUUUGGGGAAGAUUGUGUAAGUGUAAAAGAUGGCUCUAUUCUUAGUGUCACAGUAGAUGGAAAAACUGCUAAUAUAAACUUGGAGACCCGGAGCGCAGAGUGCGAAGAAGGAAGCGAAGAUGAUGAAUCCCUCCGGGAAAUGGUGGAACUGGCUGCACAAAGACUCUAUGAGGCCCUUACGCCGGUUCAUUGA
Choloepus didactylus (southern two-toed sloth) is the source of this 2238-nucleotide messenger RNA. RefSeq names its product cleavage and polyadenylation specific factor 3 (gene CPSF3). Gene Ontology annotation, cellular component: mRNA cleavage and polyadenylation specificity factor complex. Gene Ontology annotation, biological process: mRNA 3'-end processing by stem-loop binding and cleavage. The transcript has 19 exons. Gene Ontology annotation, molecular function: 5'-3' exonuclease activity; RNA endonuclease activity; RNA binding. Lineage: Eukaryota; Metazoa; Chordata; Mammalia; Pilosa; Megalonychidae. The coding region runs from base 295 to 2238 and encodes 647 amino acids. The record is from RefSeq and is a predicted model, not a curated record.